GAGAAGCUUUGCAAUACCCAGUGGCAGUGGAGCGGCGCUAAAUAUUGUACAGCUCCUUCAUCAAAACAAAGCCUAUCACAAAAAAGAUCAUCUGAAAAGGUUUUCCCCAGAUCAGUAACCAAGAAAUUUCAAUAUCAACCCGAGGCUAUAAAGAGAUCUGUUUUAGAAGAAACAAACAAGUACAGGAAACUGCAUCAAGCGAGUCCUUUGAAAAUGGAUGAUGAAAUUUCUAAUUACGCUGAAGCCUGGGCAAAACACCUGGCUUACUAUGAUCGCCUUGAAACCCGCCCUUUCCCCAUUUAUGGCGAAAAUAUUAUGUGUAUUCGUAAGCCACUGUUUUCCAUCGAGCAAAUGAUGAAGCUGUGGUAUCAGGAAAAGUAUCAUCAUGACUACAUAAAUCCCCGCUUUAGCCCAUACACUGGACAUUUCACUCAAAUGGUGUGGAGGAAUACGAAAUACCUUGGCGUGGGAGUGGCCUCCAACGAUUACCGUAUUUGGAUUGUGUGCAAUUAUGAUCCGCCUGGGAAUACAAGAGGCCACUUUCAGGAGAAUGUUCUGCCCCGAAGACUACUUUUCUAUGAGUCCACAGAGGAGGAAAAUGAAACAAAGAAAAAGGUCCCAUCAUCAAUAAAAAAUCAAGUGAAGCUAAAGAAAGGCCAUUGUAAGAAACUUAAAUUUGCAUGUGAUUGCAGCAAAAGUAAACAAAAAUUAUAAGAAUUAGUUAAGAAUGAUAAUUAAGAGUAAAUCCCUGUAAAAAUGUUGUUAAUCAAAAUAAAACUACCCUUAAAUACUGGA
Molecule: messenger RNA, 795 nt
Organism: Drosophila serrata
Lineage: Eukaryota; Metazoa; Arthropoda; Insecta; Diptera; Drosophilidae
Cellular component (GO): extracellular region
Source: RefSeq, a predicted model, not a curated record